AUGCAAUCCAUAAUCCUCCACUCCCACCCCGUCGGCCCAAUCCCCUGGAAGGUAGCCAUCAUUCUCGAAGACCUAAACCUCCCCUACGAAACCCACUUCGUUAGCUUCAAAGAUGUCAAAAACGAACCAUUCAUCUACCUUAACCCCAACGGCCGCCUCCCCGCAAUCGAAGAUCCCACAACAAAGGAAUCACUCUUUCGGAAUCCGCCUGGCUACACUUCCAGGUAUUCCGGUCAAGGCCCCUACUACGGACAGGCUGGUUGGUUCCACCGCGCUGCAUCGGAACGUAUCCUUACUACUAUUGAGCGGUAUGGGAAUGAGAUCCGUCGCAGGACGGGUGUUCUAGAAUCUUGUACUUAUGCUGAUCUUUGUUUCUUGCCGUGGCAAUGGUGGGCUCCGAGGUAUGCAACUGAUGCGGAGAAUUUGGAACGAGACUUUCCCCAUAUUGCGGCGUGGUCCAAGAAGUUAAGCGAGAGGGCGUCUGUAAAGAAGAUUUUUGCGGAUGGAUCGGGCUAUUGA
Aspergillus alliaceus is the source of this 519-nucleotide messenger RNA. RefSeq lists its product as uncharacterized. NCBI's taxonomy places the organism in Eukaryota, Fungi, Ascomycota, Eurotiomycetes, Eurotiales, Aspergillaceae. The coding region runs from base 1 to 519 and encodes 172 amino acids. The record is from RefSeq and is a predicted model, not a curated record. The transcript has 3 exons.